GACGUUUCUCUCUUCUAGCAAAUUCCAAGGCUAUCACGAUUCACCAUCACCUCCCUCUCUGAAGGCCAACAACGACCUCACAUUUCACUCACACCCACCCCUCCUUUUUGUCCCUUUCUUAGAGAGCCCAUCGAGCAUCAACAGGUGUUACCCCAGUCUUCAGAAUUCAGAUCCUGAGAGAAAUAUAGGAAUAUCCCAAAACAAACAAGUAAUAAUAUCCACAAAAAAUCCAAAUAAAGACCACGCUUCCCUUUUUUCUCCCUGCCACUUAACCCAGCAACCAAAUACUCCCCCAGUACCCCAUCUUUCCAUCAUAUUUUCUCUCUCUUAUCUUUCUCUCUGUAUGAUUUUCUGGCUCUGGCCAAAGCCAUGUUUGAACAAUCCGUAGACUCCAUACUUUCAAUUUGGGCUUCCAUGAACAGCUGGUUCACAUCGACUGUUUUCUUUGUCCUCCUAAACGUCAUGAUUGGCACUAUUGCCAUUACUUCAAGCCGAGGCAACAAAAAACACAGCAACCGGGAACAAGAAGCACAAGAACACCCAGAACGUCCCCAACUCGCUAGAUCUCCAUCCAUGUUGCAAAGGUUCAAAUCCAUCAACUUCUACAGAUACAGAUCCCAAGAAACAACCACCACCUUUGACCAAAGCUCAGAAUCGAAGACCCAUUACACUUUCAACCAGACUCUUGAACAAGAUCAGCAACCACAACUUACUAGAUCUCCAUCUAUGCUUCGGAUGCUCAAGUCCAUCAACCCCUACAAUUACCGAUCCCAAGAACCCAACCCAUCAAAUUCCCCCACAGCCAUUUUGCAAAAAGCCCUCGAAUCAGAUACCCAUUACACUUUCCAACAACCCCAAGAAAAUGAGGAAGAGGAAGAAGAAGAAGAUGAGCUAGCCCCAGACCAAGACGAAGAAGCAGAAGAUGAGCUAGCCUUAGCCUUAGCCCUAUCCCAAGCCCCAGACCAAGACGAAGAAGCAGAUCAAUACGAGGAACAGUCGAUGGAUGAGAUUUACGGCAGCCUACGGGGCCCUCACGUUAGCCGAACACAUUCCGAUACCAAGCCGGCAUCCGGCGAGAUGCCGGAAAAGCUCCCAAGGAAGAUGAAGAAGUCGGCGAGCGCCAAGUCGGCGUUUGCGCAUUUCGAAGAGGAUGAUAUUGUUGAGACUCGCCGGCCAGCAACUGUGAAGGAAGGAAAGGUUGGAGUGACAGAGGUUGAUGAUGAGGUGGACGCCAAGGCUGACGAUUUCAUCCAUAGGUUCAAGCAGCAGCUAAAGUUGCAGAGGAUGGAUUCCAUUCUGAGGGACAGGGAUUUGAUCAACAGGAGGAGUGAAAAUUAAGGUAAGUUUUAGUUUUUCGUGCUUUUGUAUUUUUUGCUAUUUCGGGGUGGUAUAAGUAAUUAAGUAUGUCUUGUUUAACCCAGAAAAGGAAAAUGGUUGAUGGUAAAAAAACAGGGGGUUUAUUGGAUGUGAUGGACAUCUGUUGCUUAUGUUUGUUAAACGCUUUGUUUAAUUAAAUAUGUCACUAUUUUUAUUGGAUACAUAAUAAUAUCAUAGCCUACUUGUCUUA
Molecule: messenger RNA, 1567 nt
Organism: Alnus glutinosa
Lineage: Eukaryota; Viridiplantae; Streptophyta; Magnoliopsida; Fagales; Betulaceae
Product: pathogen-associated molecular patterns-induced protein A70-like
Exons: 1
Coding region: 370-1338 (322 amino acids)
Source: RefSeq, a predicted model, not a curated record